Messenger RNA from Amphimedon queenslandica, 3499 nucleotides. Its product is annotated as kazrin-like. NCBI's taxonomy places the organism in Eukaryota, Metazoa, Porifera, Demospongiae, Haplosclerida, Niphatidae. Bases 157 to 3237 code for a protein of 1026 amino acids. Gene Ontology annotation, molecular function: protein binding. The record is from RefSeq and is a predicted model, not a curated record. The transcript is spliced from 8 exons.
GGAUAGCAGGAGCAAAGUGCAUCACAAUAAAGCUAAACCGCUUGUCUCUCGGCUCACUCACAAGUUAACCUUACAAGCGUUAGAGAGAUUCCAUUCCAUUCCAGAGCUAAUUUUAUCUAAAAGGGGCUACUCUCUCAGAAAAGCCUCCAGACUUGCAUGGCCGCCGUACAGAGGACUCCUACGCCUAUUGAUCCAAGGAGCCGAAUGGCUUUCAUAGAGUCUAUGGAGGAAGAACUAAAGAGGGUGCAGGAACAUUUAGGGAGAAGACAAUGGAAGCAGAGAAACAGUUCCACCAUGACUCAUUCUGCAUCGAGCACUUCUUCAUCAAGCACUUCUUCAUUCAGGAAACAGCAAACGUACUACACCCUGGCAAGGAGCAACCCUGCGACUAGGAGGAAGAGACUGUGGGAGCCAAAAGAUGAAGAAGACAGUGACGAAGCUACCGCAGCACUCUAUCGAGCAAACAGCGCCCAAGACAUCUUGCUAAACCAUCACCACAGGCGGUCCUCCAUCAGUAGCUGCAGCAGCAAGUCCCCUACCUCAAGCCCAGAGCCAAUUCGAGUCAAAUCUCCUCAGAGACUCCCUCCUUCAGGAGGUUAUGGGAAAGAAUCGCCUUUUGGCUCACCAACAAGAAGAAGACUCAGCUCCCCAAUGAGAGGCAGGAGCACUUCUCCUGCUAGCUGUCUCCUACAAGACAGCCCAAUUUACUUCCUUGACGACAAAAAAGAGGACCAAGUGGAGAAUAGUCUCUCCAACGCUACACAUCUUGCCGUUAAAGAGAUGGCCUAUGCAUUCCGUGAUGCAGUUUUUCCUGAUGAGUCCUACGACGCUGAAGAAGAUGAUCAGGAGGAGGAGGAGGAGGAGGAGGGAGGGGAAGGAAGUGAUACCAGAGAGGUAAUGCCCUCGGCCCUUGAUGACCUUUUCACUGCAACCGAUUCCGAAACUAGUCAGUACUCAAAUCAAAGUGAUCAAAAACCAACCGAUUGUAACACUAAAAUCAGUCCCGUUGAUCAAAUAAGUGUCAAAAAAUCGUCUGAUUUGAGAUCUGAAUUGAUUAGUUCUCAAGGUCCAAGACCAGUCCCUGUUGUUGCCAACGGUAACGAGUCAACAAAAAAACCAGAGACUGUAACACACUCAAUAUCGUAUGAGAGAUCUCAACUUGAUAAUCUCAAGAAAAUCAAAGAGCUGAGGCUGGAGAAGGAAGAAUCAGACAAGCAGCUGUCGAGAAUGAUAGAGCAACUUCAGCUCCAACUGAGGGAAAAAGAGAAAGACAUUGACUCACUUCAGACGCAACAUUUGAUGGAAAUAAAAGUACGAGAAGAACGGAUUAAGAAACAGAGUAGACAAAACGCCAGACUUGAGAGAGAAAAGUGGGACCUGCUUAAGCGAGCGAGAGAGGCAGCAGAGCGCUCCGUUAAUUUAAGAACCAAACUGGACCUUCAGGACGGAUCAAUGAGAUCACUACAAGUUGAAAUGGAUAGAACUAGGGAUGAGAUGUCCUCAGUCAAAGCUGCCAAUAACAGUCUGAGGGCGCUAGUACGAGAUCUUAAAACUAAAACCCAAACCUUUGAUGUCGGAAUUCAAGUUGAUAUGAUUGUGCCACACCCACAAGUGGUUGGCAUGGAAACUCAUCAAGAGAAUGGUCAGCGAGAGGAACCAGGUGAGAAUGACAGUGGUAACGCUAGCGGAGGGGGAGGUGCUGAACUAAACAUACUGGAAGAAUGGGCGGAGAAUAUGAGCAUAACUUCAUCUCAUUAUGAUGGCCGAGAGACCACGCCUACAAACUCAUUCCUUGAGAGACAAGGGAAAGAGAGGAGGAGUAUGAAGAACCUGUUGAAAUUCAAAUUCCGUCGCUCAUCAAGCACUGGAAAACAACGACACAGUUCGACCAGUCUCACUAGGGCCAGUACCAGCACCUCUAGUCUAGAUAACCUACAGCUUUGCAGUCAGUCCUCACUCCCUGUCACACACUCUGUCUCAGGACUCACUCGUUCACAGUCCCCAGGGAAUACUCACCAAAGACACUCGACCGUGAGUCUCCAGGAACAAGCAAACCUCACUCACCCUCCCCCUCGAUCUGCUCCCUCACCAGUCGCCAUUAUAUCACCUGCUCCACAUCUCCCCCAGUCCGGAGGGCAGCAAGGCAGUUCUGAUUCACACGUAGUACUAAAGGAAUUCCAGGGAGUGAGUUUUCAGCAAUGGAACACAAGGGCUUUAGUGGCAUGGAUAGACAUUGUUGUUGGUAUGCCCCAGUACAUUAGUACCAUCAGACAGCACGUGACGUCAGGACAUGCUAUGCUGGCACUUACUAACAGCGACAUGGAAAAGAGACUGGGUAUAGGACACCCUCUACAUAGGAGGAGACUAAGACUAGCCAUUGAAGAACAAAGAAGACCUUCAAGUCCAGUGUAUCCAGAAGCAGCUGGUAUUGAUCAUAAUUGGGUAGCCUACACGUGGGCGGUGAAUUGCGGUCUCCCUCAUUUAUCAUCGCAGCUGUACAACGGAAUGGUCAAUGCUAUCGUCUUGAAUUCACUAUCCAGAGAAGACCUUAAGAAAUACUUCAAAAUCACGAAGAAGGUGGAGCAGCUCAGUUUCUUGUCUGGAGUGGAGUUGCUGAGGAUGCACGAGUUCAAUCGUGACUCACUCCACAUGCACCACUUGACCACGGACAACCCACUGUACUGGAAUAAUGGCGACAUACUCAACUGGCUCAAGAAGAUAAACUUGGAGGAAUACUCAGGCUAUGUCAAAGACUCGGGGGUCCAUGGGGCCCUCCUGUUUUUAGAAAGAGGAUACUUCAACAGUGAGCAGCUGGCAAAUAUAAUUCACAUACCAACCAAGUCUCCUCUGAGAAAGUAUCUAGCAACACAACUAGCUAAACUCUUCUCGGCAGACGAAUUAAACAGUGCUGAAGCCAAUGAAGAGAUCAUUACGUCACAAGAGCAGCUCACACCUGCUGAUGUUGCCCCCCUCUCUCCUUCUUCCCCUCCUCUUCACACAAUGUUAUCAUCGUCAAGCGAGCACUCACCACACCCAUCUCGCCGGUUGCUAGCGGUAACCACCUCAAACCCAAACCUAACGGAAGAAGAACAGCCUCCGCCCACAAACUUUGACAGGAAUCAUGUUGGGAGGCGGAGCUUAAGAGAAUCAAUGUUAAGAGCAGUUCAAUUGCCAGCUGCUGACACUAGCAGAAGACAGAGACCUGUUAGUCAGUUAGUAAGUACUACAACCGUCUAAUGGUCACGUGACUGACACACCCACUUAUGUAUCAAUCAUUAUUACAAUCAAGAUUAUUUCACUAUUAUUUAAUAUUAAUAUUAUUAUUAUUAUUAUUAUUAUUAUUAUUAUUAUUCACAGCAUCCAUUUUUUCGCUGCAGACUUGACCAACACUCAAUUAUUUUAAAAUUGUCAUUAUUUUCUGUCGUAUUUAUUAUUAUUUAAAUUAUUAUUAUUAUUGUUAUUAUUAGUAAUGGAGUCACGAUCGUUAUUUAUCAUCACA